This is a messenger RNA of Heterobilharzia americana, 7543 nucleotides long. Lineage: Eukaryota; Metazoa; Platyhelminthes; Trematoda; Strigeidida; Schistosomatidae. The record is from the annotation of a GenBank genome assembly.
UUGGGUCAUAUGUACAAUUUUGACUAGCAGAAUUUUUCUGCGCGCUCGUAUCUUAAAGCAAGAAUGUCGUUGUCGAAGCAUGUGUUUCCUCCUUUGACUUCUCUUCCUCUUUGCCUCCCUCGUUACUAUGGAGGUGUGAUCCUUGUGGGUGUAGGUGCAUUUGGGCUGAACAUGUACUUCAUACGACGGGUUAUAAAGGCUCGUAAGGAACACAAUGUCGAAUUACCUCUUAUGUACCAUCCAACUAACAAAGUCUUCAAUUGUAUUCAGAGGGGGCACCAGAAUUAUUUAGAAGUUCUGCCACUUUUCCUCAUGACGCUGUUUGUUGGCGGUUUGCGUUAUCCGCGCACGUAUACUGCCUGUGGUAUAAUAUUUCUUAUUGGCCGUUUGCUGUAUUUCAAUGGUUAUUCUACUGGAGGUUAGUGCAACUAUACUAUAUACAUAUAACGCUUGUUGGUCCGUCUGUGUUGUAUUGUAAGUUGACUUUUGGGUAUAUUGUUUUCAAAGCUUGAGAACUCAUUUCCUACGCUCUCAGACCGAAAGUUCACAUACAAACCUUAUCUUUAACAUGCUCAUUGGUAAGAUUGUUAUGUUCAUUGGGUGAAUAAGUCUAGCAGUGGUUUUCGUCAAAAUUUAAAGUUUUUAAGAGUGAUUUCAGAAAAGAAAUAGAACUAACACCAGGCAAAUAUUGUGGUUUCACAAUGGGGGGUUUAAAAACCGCCGAACUUCCUUGUGAGUUGCUUGAAAGUUAUCAUACCUCAUUUAUUUAGGUAGAGGCUAAGGCAAAGUUAGCGUUUUGGCAUCCAAAUUCAGUUGCUUUUCAAGGAGGAUCUGAGUGAGCACCUGCAUACUUGAGUGCAUUUAUUUAGUCCUUUCCUAGCUGUUUCUCUCCCUAGUUUGGAUAGUCUUUUAUUGAGAGCUCUAUAUCUGCCCACUUUAUUCCGAUAACUUCAGUGACUACAGAACAACUUGUAAGUGGUUGUUUGGAAUUUAGUUAACCAAGGGUGUCGAAUUAUAGCGGUUAUUAUGCGUUCUUAUCUUCAAAUCUACCCAGAUCACAUAAGUAAUAAUCCUCUCAAGCGAAAAUACAAAGAAUUAGGACUUUUUGAGAUUGUCAUGGGGUUGCUUCUCACAUCUUUAGCGUCUGUUAAGUGCGUAGAUGUAACUCCAACUUAUCUGUACUAUCGGUAACCUAAAGUGAGUAAAAAAGUUGGAAAACGGUUUAGCCAUUCCAUUUUACAAGGCAGCCAGGUCAAGACUUGGUUAAAUUAUCGAAUCAAAUAUCUGAGACACGUUGUGGAUCUCUAGUCAACUUUUACCCCCAUUUCACGAUUGCGUUAAGUAGGUUUAGGAUUGAAAAAAGGUUAUGAACGGUUGGAACGAAACAUGACAUCACUUCCUGGAUUCUCAGAUGGUUGCUCUUAUCCAUGUGGGGGAACUUGGAUUUCCCGACUUCUGCCAGUGUAACAACCUGACCGGUAACUACUGCCUUAACGUGGCGGUCUAGCUUGGGUGUCGCAAUAAUCCGAGCUACUCUCUGGGACCCUUGUCCCUUCGAGGUUCUGCCAUUCCAGAAAGGUCUGUUUGAUAGUGGUAAAUUAAAAAGUUGCCGUUACAAAGGGAAGUUACACACUGAUAGGUGUCCGAGGGUGAAGGCGUACCGCUGGCUGACGGGUAUGAAAACUGUGAUGUUUCCCUUAAAUGAUCAGCAAAAUCAUGCUGAUACUACCUUCCCUACGGGAGUUAGCAAAGGUCGGCUCCAAGAACGGGCUUUUAAUGUCCAGCAUAAGCGUCGAAAACCAACCAAGAACCUAUCACCCAACAAAUAUGCAGGAAGAAGUGGAGAUGGAUUGGCCAUGCACUGAGAAGGCCGACUGAGGACAUCACGCGUCAGGCCCUCGAGUGGAACCCAGAUGGGAAGCGACGAGUUGGACGUCCAAGGGUGACAUGGAGGAGGUCGUGCGAGGAGGAAAUGAGAGCUUCUGGGCUGCCGUGGGACCAAGUCCAAAAGAUCUCAGAGAACAGAGGUCACUGGAGGCGUGCUACUGAGGCCCUAUGUUCCACUAGGAACCCAAGGGACUAAUAAUAAUAAUAAUAAAAUAAGCGUCGAAAUCACAAUCCACCAACCCUUAAAAGGCUGUUAGGCCUCAAGUAGAUAUCCUUUGGGCUGUGCGGUUGAAAACCCAUUUCAUUUUAUUUUUCAGAUGCCCCGCAGAAACAACUUUAUCGAUGUUGACAGCCGGGACGUGUCAACCGCCAACAUGCUUUCAGUAGCAUACGAGAUCCAAUUAAGCAUAACCUCUCACUUACUUUUGUUUUCUGCUACGCCUUCACCCGAUCCCAAUACUGAGCUUUUUACAACCUCUAUAACCUCACUCAGCGACCAUUGCCAACGAUCGAAACCAUAAAAACUUCAUUCCUAGUCUCCUAAGAUCACGCUAUUAGUUUCAUGGAGCUUUCAACGCCGAAACUCUUUGGCGAAUCAAACAGCAAGCAUCGCUCACCGAAACUUUGCAGUCUCAAGCCACGGAUGUAUGCUCUAUUUCUGAGAUAUGUAUACAGGACCCAAGUGUAGUUAUUAAGUUAACCUCAUCCGGUCUUCCUUAAAAUUCACCUUGCCUGUAAUCCUGAGACUGAUUAGCUCUCGUGAAGUCGCUAGCGUAAGCAUAACAUUAAUUUGUAGAGCAGAAAGCGCACUCCUCGGCUUGAUACUAGCCGACAGUCGUCUCUGUGCUACUCGAUUGAAUAGAUCCUUAAGUAGUUUAAUGUGCCAGUCCAGGCUGGCAAAUUAGACUGUUACCCAGCAGUGGUAAGUCUCAUAUUGGUGUCGACUGGGUGACUUAGUUGAGCAGCGGCAUCAGUCUUAAGUAUGACAAAGAAACCCCAGGAAGGCCGAAGAUUUGUCUGAUUAUACUAAUGUGUAGAGUCGAUAAAAACUGAGUACACAGCUGUCCUGCCAUUACUGACUCAGCGACCGAGGGUGUCUGCAAACAAACAGUCAUGUAAACUGACGUAAGCCAACUUUCACCAUAAUUGGUGUAGAAGUAAAAACUAAGUGUUUUAGGAUGAUCGAACUCAUCUCUAAAAUCUCUUACCGCCAUUCAGAGACUAUCAGUAUCGAAACUGGUGUUAGUGCGUGGCUCAAGUUGCCGCACCUCAUGUCAGCACAUCUAGCGGGAAUGCACCGAGAGGACACAAAGAAGCAGUUCGAAGUAGCAGAAAGUUGUGAAAAGAGAGCGAGAGGGAAUAAGACUACUGAAAUUCAGUAUGCCGAUUGAGAAUAGAAUAAUGUGUGUAUCAGUCUGCACCAAUGACAUGGACUAUGAGCCACAUCGAUUACCUUCUUCAACCGCUGGUUUCCGUUUCCACGUGAGCUCCAACUGGGAAGUCUACAUUUCCAUAGACGGCUCAGAUGUAGCAUUGAUACCAUAUUUUAGUCUGGCCGGUCGUAAACUUUUUUCAACGAAGUCUACUUCAGCUAACAUUGUGUGACGAGGCAGAUUGUAACUAGGCAUGCAUAACGAAUGUUCCACCUACCUAAGCGGUUAAAAUUUAACAAACUCAUCAACUUAUUUUCCUCUUCUCCCUAGAACUCUACAUCUGAUUUCCACACCGCUGACACGGUACUUAUUCUGCACCGUUUCAGUGAAAGACACUGCAAGAAGACCUGUGGAUCACUGAGGUCUAAUGGUGCCUUCAGGUCGAUAAACACAACUAGUUUCCGGUGUCGGUGUAUCUAUUCCAGAACCUGGCGAUGGGUGAACAUUUGGUUGACACACUAGCGACCACGUCUAAAGCCUGCUUGGCUUUCUCAGGUUUACCGUUCCCGAGCUCCACUCAGAUCUCUAAUAAUUAAAAUUUUAGACACUGUUCGUCAGGCUGAUUCCCCUGUAGUCCUCCCAAGAGAACUUCUCACCUGUCUACAUGACCAGUGAGCGUGGAUCAUAUCUGAAUAUCGUACACUUGUUAACAAUCCGGUUAAUCUGACCAAUAAUCCUCUACCACCGUCCUUAAAUACCUACAAUAUUACUCCGUCUCACCCUGAUACUCUUCCUCCUUUCAGAUUAAUUACAGCCUUCUAGACUUCCGUCUGUGUUACUGAUUUCAUCUCAAUGUUCUGAUGACGUUCCGACUAGAUAGCGCAUAACGAAAUAGUAACUGGAGGUCCCUCGAACUGUUCAUCGCAGUGUUCCACUCAUCGUUCCAGUUACCCUCUCCUGAGGGUGAAUCACUGACCCAUCCUACUACGCUAUAGUCUCACUAACCACUGACCUCCUCACCCCAGUUUCCUCGAUGAUUUUAAAUAGCUGUCCACUGUCCCAUCCAUUUAGCUUUCACUACCCACCAUUGUUCUCAAUCAGUGAGUAGACAUUUGUCAAUCUACAUUUGAGUUGCUCCCACUCCUCAUUGCACUCUGAGCCUGCAAGGAUGCGUUUAUGCACAUCCAUCAAUUCAGAAGAAGCUGUUUCUGAGAUUCACUGGCUCUUUCUUACCACUUUCUGAGAGUCGACUUCUGUCUUCAACGUUAUUUUUACUGCAGACUGUGCAUGGCGCCAACCUUCUAGGUGAGUGAUCUUGUUCUGUACCGAUAACAAUCUACUCAGUUCCUCUCUGAAAUGAGCCUUAGUGUUCUGUCCUCAUCGUCGCUGUGCACACACAAUGGUCUAGUUGUUGUCAUCCUUCCAAGCUCAUUUAAACGCAGACACACGUGCCCAAACCAACUUGUUAUCUCCAUUCAGCACGUACUCCAAAAGAAACGGCAAUCUUCCACCGACCCUCCGCAACCACUGUUGAAGUGGGUGAACUCCAUGUCAGAUAUUGUCUAUUGUUAUGUUAGAAGCUCGUUCUAAUCAUGAACAGGUAGUUGUCUGAGCACAAUUGUAGCAGGUGACCAAUGUUAUCUUCCUGUUCGGUUGGCAUUCCUAGAGUAGUGCAACUCAAGUGCCUUUCUGUUUGACUCAGUCUACCUACUUGUGCACUGAAAUUGUCCGCCUCUUCAACCCCAUCUGAGCGAUGUGCUUUCAAUAGGAGACUAGAUAUUUUCCGGUAGAACUAAUCCUUCACUCCAUUCGAAGUACAGUCGUUGGGUGGAUAAGCAGAGAUUACGAAGAGACAAUUGCGAGUGUCAUCAUUGUUUUUUUUGAUCCUGACUGUGCUGUUCAGUUAAAUACUGUAUAGGUGACUGUCACCUGGAUCCAGUCGAGCAGUGCACUUUCUGCCUGAGCACUUAAUGCUAUACAUACACCUACAAGCUCGCAGGAAACGGCUAUCAAAUGCAGGAACUCGAAGGGUGGAUUAUGCUAAUUUUUCAUAUUGGCAAGGUGUGGUUAAGUGAAUACCUAUGCGUGGUUCGUGUAUGCGUGUAUUACCAGCACAGCACGUUCAUGACCCCUGAGAUGCUAUAGUUUUGAUUAGGGAAUAUUGUUGGUCAGUUUGAGUAAGGGUGUAGAUAUGGAAGGCUCAGAUAUGUAGUUUGGAGCUUAGUUUCAGGGGACAUGAUAUGAACGUAUAUGAAAGUGGCAUUAUGAUUUUCUAAACAAACGUUGUGGGAUAAUUAUCGCGAGUAGAUUUUUGUCCUUUCUCGCUAAUGUUCCUCAGUGGUUUCUUGCUUGUUCACUCUAUAGAUAUGGAACCUAAUAUGUAUUUGGAAGUUUAUUUUUAAUCGCAUGUACCAGAUUUCUUCUUUUUCUUUCAUAAGAUCCUGCGAAGCGUCGUAUGGGUGCAGUUGCUAUGGCCGGUGGACUGCCAAUGAUAUUGAGUCUCUUCGUUUUUGGAGUACAACAUCUAGUGGCCAGUAUUAGGUAGGAUAUGUAAUAACUUGAUACUUUUAUUGUUAACAAAUGUGUUUUCCAACUAGUGAUUUUUUUCGAAUGAGGGAAAAUGUUCUGUAGCAGAAAGGAAUAGUGAUUUAAGAUUUUGGUGUGUGUCAACAUCUUAUUCCACUGAUAUCUAAAAUGGUUCAUACAAUUGUUUGUGUAUUUAUCAGCAUAUCAUUUGCCAACUGGAACACUGUCUACGUCAACUCGUAAUGUAAUGACUUAUUUUUUGGCUUAGGCGUUCGUAUUUUAAUCAGUGGGUCACUGAUUUGAAUACCAAUCCAUGUACCAAGUUUUUGGCAGUUAGAUAGUUUUGCUAAAUUAGUACAGUAUAGUCCAGCAGUUGAACUGGUGUAACUAUUCUGGGGUUUAUUCUUUUACUCUUUCCAAGUUUCCUGGUAUAAUCGACUCUUGGUUAGUACUGAAACUCGUUCUGUUGAAACAUGCAUACUUGGUUGUUAGUUAGGAAAGUCCUAUUUACUACCUUCAAGUGAAUGGAUUGCUUUCACAAAUCAAAAGGUAAAGAGUAGAUGUUUAUUGAUUAUCACUAGAGUAUCCAUGUUUCGUGGUUGAGGAACUUUUAUUUCACAUCAGUGGUGAAUAUGGACUUAACGAUCCCGAAAAAGACUAAUAUCCUAUGACUCCACUUUGGUUUUGAGUGACUGUGGGAAUAAGGCCAUACGGACCAAACCCUAAAGUUAAGGACUCAGGAAGGGGUUCUGCAGGAAAACCGUUUGCUAUGAUAUGAGCACCCAAAGAUUUCCCGUCCUCACACAAACCAUGACAGUGCUCUCGCAAGUCACUUACCACCAAUCAGUUCUUUACUUCGAACUGUUGAAUUCCACUUAUUUCCUCAUUAGAUAGAUUUCUAAGAGAUCCAUUCUGUUAAGUGAAUCUUUGUUUAUUUCAUAUGGAAAUCACGGAUCAUACUUGAAACGUUUGUUUUCAUACGUAUAGGACUGUUCUAAGUGUGCGUAUAUAUCGAAGGCGUUUCAGGUUCGAACCCCGUUCCAUCUUUUUUUGACUUAGGCAAUCGGGUAGCAUCGUAAUAAGUGUGGUUUGUAGACUGGUACAUUAAACAUUCAGUGGACCAAGUUACACUUGCAAAUGUGCCUGUUGUUCGCACUGCUCAUGCAACUGAUCGGAAACGUAGCCUCACAAUUACGGUAUUUAAAAAGUGUUUGCAAAGAUCUUAGGCUCACUAAGAACGUUUGUAGUAAUUAACAAGCUUCGAAAUUUCAUACUGCAACUUUGGAUUAAGCUAGUGCUUUCAUUCUGAUGACCACCUGCUCUAGACAUCAUUUAGCUGACUUAUCAUUCAGUAGUUUGCGGAAACAAAUAAUCAACGUUCUGCUUGGUGCAGUUCUUGAAUGAGUUAUAUUUUCUCACAGUUCCUUCACUUGUCCGCUCUGUUAAUUCGAUUCGUACGUAGUUCAAUCAGUGUAGUUUUAGAGGGGAAAAAAACGCAAGAACCAACUUAUAAUAUUUCCAACACCUAAAUGGAUACAUUUCUGUAUUUGCCUAUUGAUGAACUACUUUUUCUAUCGUUUGAAUUUUGUGAUUUUACAGAUGUACUGCCUGUGCAUUGCGUGGUUAAAAACGUUUAGUGAAGAAAAACAACAUUUGUGGAGUGAUUUGGCCGUGCGAUCUAAUCAUAAUAUUAGUAGACGUUAUUUUAUAUCACUAUCAUGACUGCAUUUAGAAUAAAAUGAUAAAUCAAAAAGGCA